AUGACUGAGCUUGGUGCUCACUUUUUAGAAAAAUUUCUAAGAGACGAAUUUGAAUUAAAUAAUGAACUAGCACCUUCGAUUGAAUUAGAUGAGGAAUUAUCAACUUCAGCUGAAUUAGAUGUGGAACUAUCAACUUCGGCUGAAUUAGAUGCAGAACUAUCAACUUUAGCUAAAUUAGAUGCAGAACUAGCAACUUUGAUUAAUUUAAAAGCUAUGUGUAAAGAUUGGACAUGGGAUAAUGAUGACUUGGCCUAUUAUGAUAUACUAGACCUGACACCAGGAUCCAAUAGUACAUUCGCCAAAUCUUUACCAGAAAUAUACAAAACUUUAAAUAAUCUACCAAACCCACAAAAAAAAGAUUAUGAAAAAAUAAAAAAAAUUGUUGACAUUAUUAUAAGCCCAAAUUUAAAGAAAUCAGUAGAUGAAUUAUUUGGAAACUCAUAA
Molecule: messenger RNA, 444 nt
Organism: Dentiscutata erythropus
Lineage: Eukaryota; Fungi; Glomeromycota; Glomeromycetes; Diversisporales; Gigasporaceae
Source: the annotation of a GenBank genome assembly